Alternaria rosae is the source of this 1641-nucleotide messenger RNA. RefSeq names its product heterokaryon incompatibility protein-domain-containing protein. NCBI's taxonomy places the organism in Eukaryota, Fungi, Ascomycota, Dothideomycetes, Pleosporales, Pleosporaceae. Bases 1 to 1641 code for a protein of 546 amino acids. The transcript has a single exon. The record is from RefSeq and is a predicted model, not a curated record.
AUGGACGGCCAUAGUCAGAUCCAAGUUCAGCUGUGGGAAGACACAGAGGGUGCAGCAUACAAAUGCCUUUCGUACACGUGGGAAGACCAAUCUGAAACCUACCCAAUCUGGGUAAAUUACCAAGAGAUGCCCUACCCAACUUCGGUAAAUUACCAAGAGAUGCAAGUCGGAAAAAAUCUUUAUGACUUCCUGGAAGUUGCGAGCCACAUUUCUAAUGACUACUUUUGGAUCGACGCGCUUUGUAUCAAUCAGAGCGAUGAUGUCGAGAAGAGUCUGCAGGUGCAGCGGAUGGGAGAUAUCUACAAGAACGCCAAAGAGGUCUGCGUGUGGCUUGGUAAUGGCAAAGAGAAUCGUAUCCCACACCUUUUUUGGCAGAUGGAGCGUGCAAUUGCUGCCUCGAAUAGUAGUCGCUAUGAGAAGCGGAAAGGUCUCGUAGGUGUUGGGCCGACUGGUUGGAGAAGGUACGGUGAGGCAUGGUUCCCGGUAGACACGGCAUCACCUGUUAGCUCCAACGACGGGUGCUUCAAGAACAGGAAUGAUCUCUUCGAUAUCUGUACGACUGAUUUGGCAAAUCACCCUUACUGGAACCGCGCCUGGACUGUUCAGGAGCUAUUAUCGGUCCGGAGUCCGCAACGGAUCUUCCUUUGUAGCAGGGCAGAAACGCGCGCUUUGGAAGAGCUUUUACAUUACUGUCAGGAUGAUCCACGGCUGAGGAGGAUUGAGACCUUACUGAAAGGGACCUACUUCCGCCACGGUUCUGCAAUACCCUUCUGGUUCAUUUUUUACCAGCUCGGUCGCACGCUGGAAUGCCGCGAUCCUCGAGAUCGCAUCUACAGUCUACUGUCUGUGACAGGGCAGGAGAGAUUUACAGUCGAUUAUAGUGAGAGUACCGUCGGGUUAUUCUUUAGGACGGCCACCCAUUUUUCAGCGUGGGGCUGUCCUUAUCUUUUAACGUUGUUGUGGUAUGCGCUCGGAGUCACGCGCGAGAGUGUCGAGGACGCUUUCAAGUUUAGCCUUGGAUACCAAGUGUCGAUUCCUAUGCGCGCGACGAACUAUGCUCGCGGACUGAACUUACGAAAACGAUGUCGCCCGCGGGGUGGUUCCCCCCAUUGGCGUGCUCAAAUCAAGGGCUGUACAUCUCGCGAUAUACUGCUCUGUCCGAGCACAAAUGUUGGAGUACCGCGGAGAAUCGGUGAAGAGAUAUUCGAUCAAGAGAACAUACAUGUUGUAAUACGACGUGGAUCCAAAAACGCUAUUUCCCUGUCACUCCAUACUCAUAGCUUUGGAGUGCUUCCCUACUCUAAGCAGAUGGAGCUGUGGUUUGACAAGGAUGGAAUUGAGAGUAGGAUAACCAAUUGGAAAGACGCUCUACGGUAUGCUGGUCUAUGUCGAAGCGACAUUGGGUUCAACGACGAUGAAAACAAGGACGACGGAAUCAUGGACUCAUGGAAGUUGAACCCACAUUUCACCCUCAAGAUGACUCACGAGUACCCGAUUGCCUGCGUGGCUUUCAUGGAAUCUCAAGGAAAAGAGGCUAUCAAGAAGAGUCUCCAGAAUCUCGAAACUGGUCUUAGGAAAUAUGGCGAUGACAGCAUCCGCGGGCUGUUGUCGGCCACAGCGGACUUCGGCACAACCUCGUAG